Molecule: messenger RNA, 2855 nt
Organism: Schistosoma curassoni
Lineage: Eukaryota; Metazoa; Platyhelminthes; Trematoda; Strigeidida; Schistosomatidae
Source: the annotation of a GenBank genome assembly
GUAUAUCUAUUUGGUGCCUCCUUGCACCAAUGAUUGUGUUUAAAUAAAUAAAUAAGCGUUAGAUGUUAAACUACACUUGAUAUACGAUAGCUAAAAAUGAAUCCUGAUUAUUUAAUACGAAUAUGCGGUAAGAGAUUCGAAGUGACAACCUAUCGAGAGAACCGAUGUAUAUUUAUUCCUGGUCCUACGUUGUAACGUCGUAAGAAAAUAAUAAUGGCAUUAUAAAACUGUUCACAUCCUCUUACAAAGGAAGGUUUCACAUAUUUCCUUUGGGCAACAAUCGUCAGUGUUGUCAUAUUCGUGCUUUAUAUAUAUCUUUUUUCUACCUUCCCUCUAACUGGGGUAACUUAUUCCAUAUCGAAAUGUGUUCCAAAAUCAUAUACAAAGUUCGAUGAAACAAUUCCAAAUAAGUGCAAAUUAAAUAUUUGUAAACACUUGAAAUAUUAACGAUCUAGAGUUCUGAGGUAUUCGAGUAUCGGAAUCUGAAUUAUUUCAAGAUUGUAGGUGCCUCAUGUUUAUAACUGCCACAUUGCUCGGAACUAAGGUACAGGGCUUCCUGAAUACUACCUCCAACCACCUGAUACAAAGCUACUCUUGACUGUUGGUUCUUAAUAUUCAUUUGUAAAGAUCACUCAACGAUUUACUAUUACUUCUACAUACCAGGUCAACUGGAACUAGCGACCACAGAAUGGAUCAUACCGAUCCAUUUUAUUAGCCAGGUAGGUUUAGUAAGUAGUCCUCAUGUUCCGUAAACACAACAUAUAUUUGUUGCUGAGUACACUAAAAUUCUAAACAAUAUAUUCAAUCUGGUUUGGCUUAAAUUUCGAGUGUUUAGAACCCUGAUACUCAAUUGAAAGUAUAUUUUUACGAGGCUAGCAAUAAGGAUUUGUGUAAUCGAAUAAUUAAUAAGGGCUUUAGAGUAAUAACUUUUAGUACGAUUUUCCUUUUUGAAAAAUAUAAUGAAGACAGAAAUGUAUGUAAAUGGAUGGAACUACUGUUCAUGAGAAUCUUUAUGCUGACAAGUGAUACAUACUGGUUGCUUUUAACUUAGAAGUUAGUAUCUCAAAGCACGUAAAAAAUGUUAACUCGGUGCAACCGCACAACCUAAAAGACGUGUCGAAUUUCGGAGGGUUAGAUCCGUUCUUCAAAAGUCUAACAGUCUCAAAAUAUUGUGGAACUUAAAUACUUUAAUAUUCACCUUUUAGAGUUGUCUUUUCAAAAUGGAAGUGUUACGUCCCCGAAUUCGCUUAUUAUCAUACACAAGCUCGGCCGGAAUGUUAUUACAGUAGUUAUCAUCAAGGGUCUUGGAAACUAUACGAAGUGAAAUGGGUAUCAUUUUUCAUUUAGCUUCAGUGCAUGUGUGUUUACACCAAAUUAUUUAGAUUACUUGCUUGCUAGGAGUUGUGUGUUCUAUGAUUUCUUGUAACUAUAUUUGAUUCUCCUUUUUUGCUUCAGCACCAUAAACAAAUUCACUAUCCUGGCCAACCUUUGUUUUAAUUUAGAUAAAAUAACGACCAAUUUUUCAGACUUGAAGUGCAUCAGAUCAAGUUGUCACAUUCUUCAAAAGUAGGUAGAUAAAAAGUCAAUAAUAGUGAGUGAGCGAUAAGAAUAUAGGUCAAGAAUAGAGAGUAAGUUAAAGUAACAUAAUAUUCAAGACUUAAAAGAUGCAUUCUGAGCUAUUUCACGUAGGAUCUACUAUUGCUGUUUGUUGUAGCCUACCUUAUCACUAGUAUUUUGAUAUAUUUGCUACAAUCUUGGUGUGUAAAUUCACGAGAACUGUUUUUAGACUAAAGUUGAUUGAUGUUAUCUGUCGAAUUUUGUAUUAACAGUCAAAAGAAUUUCUGGUCAAUGGAUUAUUGUUCAUUGGGACGGUAACAUCAGCUGUAAAACAGCUGUUUCCAUUUUAGCUGUUAUUUUGUGUUCUACACAAUUAUCAAUUAACAGUCAUAAAUAAACAUUUUCAAGGUAUUUUUACCUUGUGAUGGCUGAUGAAAGGUUGAAGGAUUCUAAAGCUAAUGAUGGACAGAUAGAUGACGAUCGUUUAAAUGAAGAAGAUUACCAGGAACCGGAUUGUCGUAGUGAAAACAUAUCUGAAGAUAUCACAGAUACAGAGAUCGAGUGUUUGAAAAAGGAACUGCAAUCUGAGAUUUCAGAGUUGGAGUGGGAAUUCAAACAAGCAAAAGAGUCACUAUACAAUGAACGUAUAAUGCAAGUAGAGAAUAAAUUAAAUCAAGCGAAAAUGGGUACUGCACCUGAAUUUCUUCAUGUUUUAUCCUUGGUUGAAGAAACGUAUAAAAUUCGAUUACAGGUGGCAAAACAUAGAAUGCAAUUCGCUUUGGAAAUAACUAACAAGGAGUUGGAUAACGAGUUACAAAUCAUUCAGUGUGACGUUAAUGAGCGAUUAUUAGCAGCAGAAGAACAAAUUCGAUUAAGUCUUCAAGAGAGUUUAUGUAAACUUCAAUAUGAACGAGCUGCUCACCAAAGAAAAGCUUCUAAAGAUUCAGAAAAAGAAUAUACCAAGUCUUUUGAUCAAUAUGAUAAUUAUCUUCCUAGUCCAAAUCUUGAACCUCGAAAGAAACCGGUUACACUAUCCCCAUCUACUCCAAGACUUAUAUAUCAAAUACCUGACAAAGAUAUUCGUUCAGAUGUUGAAUUAAUUUUAGCAGCUGUAAAGAAACAUAAAUUAGCCUUUGCUAUGUCACAGCUCAAAAACGAAAAGAUAAAGUAAAUACCAACGCUUAUGUAAAGAUGUAAAUACUUUUUAUCUCUCAGUAUAUUUUUCUUUCUGUAAGUUAUGUAGUUUAUGAUGUGUGUGUAUAAUAAAAAAAGACUCAAAAUAAAAUGAACAAGUUUAU